AUGAAUAGCUCAAAUCAGAAACAGACAGAUUCUUAUGAAGAAACGCAAAGCGAUUCGUCAAUUUGGGCAUCGGAGCGAGAAUGGCAUCCAUUCGAUUCAGGAGACGAAGGCGAUAUCGAUUCUUAUUCCGCGACAGCUUCACUCCGAAGCGAAGAUUUUGAAAUUUGUUCUCCAGUAGUUGUCGAUCAGAGUCCUGUGACGGGUGAAGAACCAGAUCGAAUUGUUUACAUCAAUGCUCGAAAACAAUCAUGUAGAAAAACCGUAGAGUGGGCAAAAUCUGUCAGGAGGGUACAUGCUACAAGAGAAAGAACAACGAAAACCUCUUCUGAAAGCACCUCUAGCUGCAAAUCACAAAGUGAUAAUACGAAGGUUUGUCAGAGCACUAAUCAAGAAUUAAUCAUUAAUUUCGUCAUAUUUAUGGGACCAGAUUAG
Messenger RNA from Necator americanus (New World hookworm), 432 nucleotides. RefSeq lists its product as uncharacterized. The transcript has a single exon. The record is from RefSeq and is a predicted model, not a curated record. Bases 1 to 432 code for a protein of 143 amino acids. NCBI's taxonomy places the organism in Eukaryota, Metazoa, Nematoda, Chromadorea, Rhabditida, Ancylostomatidae.